Messenger RNA from Dicentrarchus labrax (European seabass), 10793 nucleotides. It is a transcript of the gene plcl1, whose product is annotated as phospholipase C like 1. Gene Ontology annotation, biological process: intracellular signal transduction; lipid metabolic process. Lineage: Eukaryota; Metazoa; Chordata; Actinopteri; Moronidae. The record is from RefSeq and is a predicted model, not a curated record. Gene Ontology annotation, molecular function: phosphatidylinositol-4,5-bisphosphate phospholipase C activity. The coding region runs from base 765 to 4247 and encodes 1160 amino acids. The transcript has 12 exons.
GGUGGCGGGCUAGAGGCGGUGCGACUGUCAAUUGUGUUCCCUAUUCUCGUCAAAAGUCGGCUGUGUUUGCCCCGAGCAGAACCAAGACGCCCGUAGUGUCCGUGUGUGGUCAGAGCAAUGCGCCCCACGCUGACGCAGGGACGGAUCUCCUCUCCUCUGGACGCCGACCGCAGCGCAACUUCGCUCCUCCGUGCACUUUGACAUCGAUGUGUUUUGGGGAGAAAGGAGCCUCGUAGCCAACCCCUGGGUUGUUUUCAAACAUUAUUUUUCCACCAGCACCACCUCGCUUUCUCCGUCCGUCGUCCCGCACUGAGGCUUUACGGGAGGUUUGGAUGCACUAACUGUGCCCUGGUCGCCUCGGGGACAAGCGAGGCUGGGAGCGGUGAAGACUUGUUGCGCGCAUCCGGGGAGCGCACCAGUCCAGUUUUCAUCCAAGUCGAUACCUGCGUGCGAUGCUCUGAUUUCCACAGUGAGGCGCUUAGUGGAGCGGGGAUGGACUGUGGAGACCAGCUCACACUCUGCCUGAAGUCAGCACGGCUCUGCGCUCAGUGACUAUGACAAUCUGCUCAUAAUUAAGCAAAUUGGGGUGAUUAGUUCCCUCCAGUGUGACAGAGCUGAUGCUUCAGGGAAGCAAGAACCCAUUUCUCCUUUAAAUGGCACCAGCGCGCCGCCGAGUCAAACUUUAUUCGGGUCAGAUCCGACGACUUGAUUAAUCUUCAUCUCCCGGUGUUUUCUAAAUCGAGCCCUCCUUCCUCCUCGUCGACAUGUCUGAGCGCGAUGGAUAUGGAGACGGGCUGUGCAGCGACGGAGCGCCUGACUGCAUCCCGCCGAGAGCGUCCCGCGGCCGGCGGAGCGGUGUCAUCCUCCCCGGUGGCGGCCAGGACACCGACACCAUCCUCCUGGACUCCGUGAAGGCAGCACCGCGCCGGAGCAGCAUCAUUAAGGAUCCCUCAGUGCAGAAGGUGGGCGGAGGCAGGAAGAAGACUGUGUCCUUCAGUAGCAUGCCCUCUGAGAAGAAGGUGAGCAGUGCCGCAGACUGCUUGGCGUUUAUGCAGGGCGGGUGUGAGCUGAAGAAGAUCCGACCCAAUUCCCGGGUUUACUGCCGUUUCUACACCCUGGAACUAGACCUCAGCUGCUUACGCUGGGAGCCGUCUAAGAAAGACGGGGACCGGGCUCGACUGGACGUCUCCAGCAUCCGGGAGGUCCGUACCGGAAAGAGCACCGAGACGUUCAUCCAUAACGGUCCUCUCUCUGAACACCUGGCUGAGGAAGCAGCCUUCUCCAUCAUACAUGGGGAUGACUACCAGUCUCUGGACUUGGUUGCAUUGUCGGCAGAUGUGGCCAACAUCUGGGUGACCGGCCUUCGCUACCUGUUGGCCCACCCCUCAGUCAUCGGGGCGGCUGGGGGAGGUGGUGGAGGGCUGGGUGAAGGGGGUGGUGUGGCUGUAGAGGGCAGUCUGGGAGGCAAGAUGAGGAGUGAGUGGCUGGCAGCAGAAAUCGCCCAGGUGGAUGAAGACGGCUACGGCAUUGUGUCAGAGGACGUGGCAGUUGCCACCAUCUGUAAACUGUGCCCCGGUAUCAAGGAGGCCAAGGUCCGCCUGCGUUUUAAGGAGAUCCAGCGCAGCAAGGAGAAGCUGACCUCCCAUGUGACACGCGAGGAGUUCCAGGAGGCCUACUGUGAGCUUUGCACCCGGCCUGACGUCUACUUCUUAUUGGUGCAACUGUCGAAGGACCGCGAGUGUCUGGACCCUCAGGACCUGCGCCUCUUCUUGGAGACGGAGCAGGGUUUGUCUCUGGUGACAACCGAGGGCUGCUGGGAGCUUCUGAGGCGCUGUGAGCCCUCGGCCCAGGGCCGGGAGAGGGGGCUGCUGGGUUUGGAUGGAUUCGCCCGUUACCUGCAGUCUCCAGAGUGCCAGCUGCUUGACCCGGAGCACCUGGGAGUUUGUCAGGACAUGAACAUGCCUCUGUCCCACUACUACAUCAGCACCUCGUACCGCUCCUACUUGCUGGAUGACCAGGUCCACGGCAGGGCAGACCUAGGAGGCUUGAUCAAGGCCCUGCAGUCCGGCUGCCGAUGCUUGGAGCUGGGGGUGACUGACGGCCCAGAGGGGGAGCCUCUUCUUGGGGUCGACUAUGGUCCAGAUAUCCCCCGCCACCAUCAUCACCACCACCACCAUCACCACCACCACACACCUGUCACUAUCCGCUCUGCUCUGGAGGUGGUCAAUAAGUAUGCCUUCCUGACCUCUCAGUACCCACUCUUGCUGUACUUAUGCCAGCGUUGCUCUCCUGCCCAGCAGCGCACCAUGGCACAGCACCUGAAGAAAGUGUUCGGCUCCCGUCUUUACACUCCAGAGGCCCUGCCUGUCAGCCUAGGAGGGAGAGCCACAACCUUACCCUCCCCCGAGCAGCUAAAGGGACGCAUCCUAAUAGUGGGGAAGAAGCUGCCUCCAGAGCAGGAGGGCUCUGAUGGGGAGAUAUCUGAGGAGGAUGAGGAGAUAGGAGGAGGGGGGCCUCUGGCGGGACGGCGAAUGACCAUCCCUGGUGAGGAAGAACUGGGUGUGGUCCUGGUGGUGCCUCCACCCUCUCAACCCAGAAAGCUCCGCCUCCACAAAGAGCUGUCAGACCUGGUGGCUAUAGCUCGGACGGGCAGCCGCAGCUUCUAUGCUCAGAGAGCCAGUCACAAACUGUCUCAGCAGCAGUCCCCACCCAGCAGCCCGUCCUCUCCCAGCACACCAAUGCCUCCUGAGCCGCCUUAUUGGACACUUUGCUCCCUGGGUGAAGGAGAGGCCGGGCGACUGACCACGGAGAGCCCAGAAGACCUUGUAAUGUUCACCAAGCGCACCCUAACCAGGGUACGACCCAGUUCAGUGCGUCUGGACUCCAGUAACCCCAACCCUCAAGGAUACUGGAAAGGAGGGGUCCAGCUCGUGGCCUUAAACCAGCAGACUCCCGGCGCCAUGUUGGACCUACACAGAGGUCGCUUCUCACAGAACGGAGGGUGUGGUUAUGUUCUCCGACCUGCUGUAAUGAGGGACGAGGUGUCAUAUUUCAGUGCCCAUACUCAGGGCUGUAUGCCAGGAGUGCCACCCCAAACUCUGCGGAUUAAGGUUAUCAGUGCCCAUAAUCUGCCCAAGCCUCUGGGAUCAGGGGCUAAGGGAGAGGUCAUUGACCCGUACGUCGUUCUGGAGCUGCAUGGCGUACCAGCAGACUGUGCCGAACAGCGGACCCGCACUGCUGCCCAGAACCAGGACGACCCACUGUUUGAUGAGACCUUUGAGUUUCAAGUAAACAUGCCGGAGCUGGCCUUGCUUCGCUUCGUGGUAUUGGACGACGACUACAUUGGAGAUGAUUUCAUUGGCCAGUACAGCGUGGCCUUUGAGUGCCUUCAGCCCGGCUACCGCAAUGUGCCCCUGCUGGGCUUGGCAGGAGACCCCUUACCCCACACAAGCCUCUUUGUCCACGUGGCGGUCACCAACCGGCGAGGAGGCGGGAAGGCCCAGCGCCGAGGUCUGUCGGUGAGGAGGGUGGGGAGGCGAGGGCGGGAGUACGUCACACUGAGGCACACUGGCAUCAAGGUGGUGGAUGAGACUUUCAAACCGGCUAGUGCCCCCCUCAAAGAGGCAGCGGACCUGCGGGAGGAUGCUCAGAGCACCACCGCCAGCUUCAAAGAGCAGUGUGGGCUCCCCAUGGUGGCCAAACUGAAGCAGUGCAUCCAGAGCCUGGCCACGAGGCUGCAGAGCCCUGAGGGCACUAUGGGGGCCGCCAUGGUGCUGAAGGAGGGCUACCCAUGUCUGGAGCCUCUGGUCAACCUCUCUGAGCCGACACGCAAACUGCUCACUGCCUACGACACGAUGAUUGCCGCCCAGAAACAGCUGAUUGAGAACGCAGACACUGUCCAGGAGAGGAUCGCCCAGGUGCAGAGAGAAGGCAUGGACUUCCAUGAGGAUCUGUCUCGUCUUGGGGAGAAGGAGGGACUGAAGGGACGCAAGUUAAGCAAAGCUGUGGAGAGUUUUACCUGGAACAUCACUGUGCUCAAGGGUCAGAGCGAUCUGUUACGGGGAGCUAAGAUGGAUUCCCUGGAUGCCCUGAGGCAGCUGGCUCUGGCCUGUGAAGCCUGCGGACUCACCUCCUCCUCCUCUUCCUCCAACUCCUCGUCCUCCACAUUUUCCACAGCCGAGCUUCACUACUCCUCCCACCCCCUGUCUGGCCGCCGAAGCAGCACACACGGCAACGGACGCAUCUGACACCCCCCCUCCCCACCUGGGUCCAGCAUGCAGCCAAAGAGGAGAAGGAAGCGGACCGAGUAAUUACAGAGGAUAACAGAGAUGAGGAGAUAUGAGAGCGAGAAAGACAGCAAAAGAAAAGUAAACCACAGGAGAGAAUUUCCUAUCCCUUUAUCCAGUGCAGUAAGUGUCUAGACUAGCCUAGACCAGAGCAGUAUAUCUGUUAAAGCCUUACGGUGAGUUCAUCCAUUUAUCACUGAGGGUCCGGCCUGCAGGGAGGCUUUUCAUGAAUGUCGUAACUCCGUGGUGGAAAAAGCAAAGACAGACUCUCCACGCGGAUCCUUGAACUUUUGGUGGCUCCUGCUUAUUUUUCUGAAAGGAAGUGUGUGACUCAACAUUGUAACUCUGCAGGGUUUUUCUCAUUAUACAGGAAAUCAUACACACCUGAAUAAUUUGUGACAACAGGGCUGUAUUGGAGCUGAUAUAAACGGCCCUGUUGGUUUUUUUUAUUUCAGAGGUGGAACGCAAGCGGAAGGGAUGUAUAGCUGAGGGGACAGAUCAGCAGUUUAGCUCGUCCCUUUGGGAAGGCAACAAGAUUACCUGUGUGUGUGUGUGUGUGUGUGUGUGUGUGUCUGUGUGUGUCUUUAUGGUGUUGCAGGUUGUGACCCACAAAAACGGGGGGAUAAUGUUAAAUGAUUUUAAUGUAAUACUACCUUUUUAAAACUCACAUAAGUUUUAUGGUCAUUUUGUUUUUGUUUUUAGAUGUUAUUAAAAAAAAUUAAAGCUGCAGUAGGUAACUUUUAUAAAAAAUACUUUUUGUUAUAUUUGCUGAAACUUUCACUAUAUCCUGACAGUAGUAAAUGAGACAGAUAACGUGUUAAAAAAAUCAUCUUCCUCUGGCUCCUUCUACUGCUGCUAAUGGUAAUUUUCACUUAGUUACCAACUGCAGCUUUAAUGGAAUUGAAUUUUUGGAGCAGCUUAACAUAAAAAAAAUUCCUAAAGGAGUAAUAAAAUGUCACAUAAAGUUACCUAUACAAUAAACGGUCUUGACAUUAACGCAAAACCUUUUCCAGGACCUGAUUGGCUGAACUUCAAUCCAAACUUUUAGCAAUUUAUCUAAUUGAGUGCUCUCCAGACAUCGACUCUCGUCUGCUCUGUUUAAAGGCCUGUACCCUGAAUGACUCCACAGAUUAGUUGACACAUACAAAACAUCCACAAGGACCCAUCAGAGGUACAGGUUUUGAGGAUUUGCAGACUUUCUAAACUUUAACCAGAGUACAUAAAGAUCCCCUCGAGCACACACAUUUCCUCAUCCAACUGCUAUAUUCUUAUACAUACUGUGUGAAGGGACGCACACAGGUUCUUGUUAUCUCCACCUGACGGCCUUUGAGUCUGUCAUGUUCACUUGGAGAGGGGGGGCAGCUGAAACACGAGGAAUAAAGCUUAGUGGAGAAGGGACACGGUAAUUGGAGAGGCUGAGGAUGUGUGUUGAUCCUGUAGUACUACUUGUCUUCAGUAGUACGUGUGGGAUCACAUAACCUCCUCACUAUACCGACAUGUGGGGUAAUGGAGAGUCUGUACGUGUGUGUUUGUGUGUGGGAAGAACAGAUUCCUGCAGCAUUGCUGAAGUAUUGAUGUAGCAAUAAUAAUAGUGGUAAGUUAAAAGAAAAGGCUAUAUAGCUCAAUGUGUGCUGACUGAAGGACUGAAAACUAUAUAACUAACUUUAUAGCCCAGUGACGCUUUUAAAUGUAUAUGAAAAAAAUGACAAAAAUGGUGUCCAGCGGGUGCUACUGAUCAUAGCUCAUAGUUGUUAGCUUACCUGUCAGUGAUGGCGUUCCUCUAGGCCUUUGAGUGUAACCGUGCGUUUCUUCUUAACGCAGGAAAACACCUGAAACUCGUUCUUUUAACUCAGCUUUUGUAUUUGUGUAUCUAGCAAUGCUGCGUUUGAACCAAACUUGACAAAAGUGAUGCUAAGCAACACGCAGGACUAAGCUAACCAGAAUACAUUUACCUCCUUGGAUGUUGUCACAACCCACAUAGCAACACUGAUCUGGCCUAUAUAAUACAGCUAUGAAUUACGAGCCACAUGUGGGCCAGAUCUGGUCAUCCAUGACUGUCCAUAUCUCAGCCAACUGUAUGACCAUAGCUGUCCUUAUUCUUGGCGGUAUCAGCUCUCUGUCGGCCAAAUAUGGCAAGUGUUUAUGAAUAAAGUGGCUUGGUUAAGGUUUAGUCAACAUCUGGAACUAGCGUAUGUGGCUACCAGAUCAGGCCCACGUGUGGACUGUAACCACUGACAAUGUAUAAUAAUAAAUAUAAAUAUGAAUCUAGAUUCUGUUACUGAGUUGACUAUUUCUCAAUGACCAACCCUCCUCCACCACGACACAAGCUGCCUUGUUUUCUUGGACGGACAAGUCAAAACCAAGCGUAGCCAAUGAGUGCAGCAGUAUGUCAUCAACGCUGUCUCCGGAAAAAACAACAUUGCCAUAAUGGCGAACUCGAGACUUCAGAAUGGUACGUCACAAACCAAUGGGUGAUGUCACAAUACAAUUACAUUUAAACGUAAUUCAUUGCUAUAUCUGGGCCCAAGUGUAAGUGGGCUGUGUGGGCCCUCACCGGGCCAGAUUCAACUUUGCUAUGUGGGAAUUUUCUAGUGAACAAAAUGGCACGUUCAAUGUUGAAGGAUUGUCUCAGAACUUUUUGGAAAAUGCCAAAAAUGCAUCAUCGUCCAGCUUAACAAAAGCUGUUUUUUUCAGUCCCAAAGAAGUCAACAUUUUGGAGUUAAAGGUUUUCAUCUGACAUGAUUGAUGCAAGGCAAGGCAGGUGUGUUUGAAAAUCGUGAAUUUGUUUCACUGGUAUUCAUAAUCCAGUGUAUCAUGGUGUUUUUAAACAGUGGAUUUGAACACAUUUCCACCUAACUCUACUGCAGCUGACAGAACAAACUGUUUAAACAACGCAGCCGACAGGCUAACAGGCAACUUGAGGGCACUUUUGAAUUGAAGACAUUUUGAAUGUUUAUCCUGCCCUUUGAGGGAGGCGGGAAGGUGGACUGACGAGAGACGGAGAUCAAAACUAAACAUCGGAACCGGCUGAUCAACCCAGCUGGUGGCAUUUUGCAGUAGACAGGAUGUAAUGAGAAAAACUGAAACACGGGGACGAAUCUGAGUGUUAUUAACUUGUAUAGCCCCUCUUAAGUGCUUGUGCAGGACUACUGUGUUUUCUGAAUGACAUCCCAUAUUUUUUUUUUGUUGCCUUUCAUCCAUCUUCCUUUUUAAAUACUAUUAACCUCUUUCAUACCUCCAAUUUUCUCCACCCUGUUGUUCCUGCUGCUUUUCUGGAGGCUCCAGGUGGAGAGUAACAGAGCUGAUGUACUGAGUCACAGCCACAGGAGGAGGCUGACCUAAUAACAUUUCCAUGUUUUUGUGUCUGAGAAGGCACACACUUCUAAAAGUAGAGGAUAUAUUUUGAAGAGAGAGCAAAGGUUGAAAGCAAAGAAGAAGAAGGGACUGAUGUUGGAUUAACUUUUCAUUGCAGUGUGGUUGGCUGGGCACACCUGCAGAGCUUCAUAAUUGGAUGUGAGCUGUAGACAGAGUGACAGCACCUGCUGUUUUGGUCUAUUAAUAACAUUCUGACUCACUGGAGGCCCGGGAUGUGUGUAUAUGCUGGUGUGCUCAUGUCUGUCAUGAUACCAUGGUGCCCUAAUUCCUGGCCUGAUGAUGCAAACUGGUUCUUCUACAUACGCAGUCACUGCCAAACUAGUUGCCAUGUGUCCUCUUGAAUGCACUGAAGCAGACAGCAGCUUCGGGAGCUAUUAUGAGGAUCUCCACUGCCCGAGAGGCACGCUCAAGUGCACCAAAACUGCAGUUUUUAUAGGACCAUGCAUGCAUCUACUGUCAGAGAUCUGCUUACCUGCAGUGGUGGAUUGCUCUGCAUUAAUGAUGCAUCAGCUCCAGUAAAAGAAACCACAGUAUUAGCUUUCUGUGUUCCGGUUUACAUGCCUGCUGAUAUGAGGAGUACAAGUAGGUCAAAGAGAGAACAGGUGAUGGGACUUACUGUGCUGUACCUGAGGAGAUACAUCGAAGAUGGAGGUCACAGGGUUUGAAGCGGUGGAGGGGUCAGGUGGCAGUAAUUAGAUCUUUAAGUUAAACCUCAUUCUCCGAAUGAUUCAUUAGGUCAAUACUGUAUUAACAAAGAAGUAGGGAUGCACCAAUCGGGAAAUUCGGUGCAGAUACGAUGUUUAAAAUAACAAUUUGGCCGAUAGCCGAUGUCUUUUUGUUGUUAGUUAUUUGCCCUUUUGUGCCAGGGAAACAAAGAAAUCUACAAAGAUAAGUAUCUCUGCUUUGUUGCACCUCAGUUUCUAUGCUCAUCCAGGAUGUGAGACACAGUGCUGAAGAGCCGCUCUCUGUCCGUGCUGUUACGAAUUAGUAUUUGCAUGCAAUUUCUGCCAGUGCUGGAAAAUGGAUGUGAUUAUUUCUCCAGUAUCCAAGUUGGAAAUUACCAAAUCAACAUUUAGCCAGCGCAAAAUGGAUGCAACACAUUAGAUAAACAUUGUCCACUGAUAUCGGUGAAUGCCAUCGUAUUUGCAGAUUAGGGAUGGGAAUCAAGAACCGGUUUCAGUUUAGAACAAAACUGUCCAAUCCAUCAGAAUCGUAUGCCACAGAGCUUAUCAAUUCCGUUCAUCCAAAGUGUGGCUUCAUUUCACAAAGAAACUCAAGCUACUAAAAUUCUACUCUGUUUCUACACUGUGUUCAGAAAAUUAAAACCUGUGUAGGCCUACUUUUUUCAAAUCAGAAAAUUGAUCAGGAAUCAAUAAGGGAAUCAACAAAGAAUUGGACAGAUAAGCAGAACCAACAGUGGUAUUGAUAUUAAUAAGAUCUUAUCAAUUCCUGAGCCUAUUGCCGAUAGACCGAUGUCAGUCAACAAAGCAAAUAUCGGCUGAUACCGAUGUUAGGCUGAUAAAUCGGUGCAUCCCUACAAAGAAGAAGUUUCUAUAUCUGGAGUGUUGUAACGAAAAUAAUUUCCCCCUGGGAUUAUUAAAGUAUUUCUGAUUCUGAUUCUGAAGAAGAUUAAUGAUGACAGUUUUGCUUAAAAUGAAAGCAACAUGUAAUGAGUGAGAAAAAUGGCAGCUUGCUGUUUUAGUUGGGACUUGCAGUUUAUUGUAGAACGCCUGAGCCACUACAUUGUAGCUGGAUGAGCCAAAAGGAGCAUACCUGUGUUUUUGCAUGAUUUAACCUACUUACUUCAAUCAUUUACUGUGUACUUGCAACAGCAAAGCGUACAGUUGUAUUAGAUCGAAUGUGCUUUUAUACCUUCCAGGCAGCUAUUGGUCAAGUUAACGCCACUAAAGACAGCUUGCAGAGACUCUAAAAGUAAAUCCAUUUCAGUGAACAUCAUGCCCAGGUUUAUUUUUGUUACAGUAUCACAUUGUGGUGAUGCAAAUGAAGCUACCAAACUAUCUUUCUGGCAUUUCUUGCGCAUCGUUUGUUGUCUGGGUCUGAAUUUCUGACAAUAUGACAAACAGACUGUCUCAACGGCUCAUGAUUUCCCCACGGCAGCAGAUUUUUCAAAUGAUUCCGUGCUUUCCGUUGGCAUUAGCGCACAGUGAUAAUGUAACUUUCAUAAGCAUGGUGUUCACUGAGAUGGAUCACCGUCCUCAAGCAAGUUUGAAGUCCCUAAAGGUUUUGGAGAACAGUCAGCAGUAAGGCGAAGCAUACAUGAUUUGUAGUAAAUGAACUUGCAGAAACACUGGUAUGAUCCUUUAAAUGUUCAGAAAUAUGGUUUUAGGUACAAAGCAUUUUCUUCUCCUCUCCAUGCCUCUGACACACUCUGCUUCAUAUGUCACUGCACCUACUUUACCUGAUAUGUUUACCUCUGCAGAAGGCACUCUACAGUGUUUUACUAUGCUGUUCAGUAUAUUGUAUCUCAUUUGUAACCCAGUGAUGCACCCCAACCUCUGAGUGUGCUCUUCUUGACCUCCCUUUGUACCUUUGUGAUACCAUUAUGAGUCUGAAGGAUGGGAGUGGAGACAGAGCCAUGCUAAAUAGGGGAGGGGGCAGGGGUGUUGCAUUGGGGUGCGUUGUACCUCUGUUACCCAUGUGUCUUAACCUAGAGCUAGCUCUCUCUGUGCUCUUCAGUGUGUGUGAUACUACCUAUCUUUGCAGAGCAGUGGUCAAAUAGUGCUUAACAAUCGUUUGAAUAAUAGGAGAGUUGUUUAUACCUGUCGUAGUGAUGUGGACAAAGUUGUGUAAAAAACUUGGAAAUGUGUAAAGGUAUUUUAAGUUCUAUAUUACCCGUGGCAUCUGCAGUGUCCGUGUUGGCCUGUGUCUUCACCGCUGACCUUUAAUCCAGUGUUUGUUCCUUCAACUGUUCUUACACUCACUGAUGUUUUUGUAAAAUAUAUAUAAAAAAAUAUUUAUUGAAGUGUGUUUUAAAAACCAUAAAUAAAUAUAAUUAAUUAAAUGGACCUUGCUUUUAUUUUGAAAAGCUACUGUGUUUUCUAUCUGACAAGUAAUCAAAUAUAACAAGAGUAUGUAUCCCAGACUAAAUAAAGUUAUCUUUUCCUGACCAAA